CAGUCAGUCAGCUGUGAGCGGACCCACCGACCAACCACUAGACCCGGGACGGUGGCGGUGCAGCCCCGCAGGUCCUCACCGGAGCUUCACACGGUACAUUCACCGGCCGACAUGGACUAACAGCAGCGGAGACACUCAGCUUCAAACCCGCGUCCCUCCCUCCCCCCCUCCCCCUGUGGUGGCCAAGUGGCGUCAUGGCGUCCCGGCUGCUCGACCGUCUGAAGCGCUCGCUGUUUAAAGAUGGUCAGGGGGCGGGACCCGAGCAGGAAGCGGCAGGCGGACAGGAAGAGGAGGAGUUUAAAGAGGACCACUGGGAGGCGGAGCUGGAGGAGGAGGAGGAGUGCGUGACCGAUCGGCUCGGGGGGACGCUGUGCUUCGACAGCGGAGGAGGAGGAGCAGAGGAUGGAGCCGAGGGCGAGGGAUCAGGGCUGGACAGUGACUCAGACUUCCUGGGAGAGUCAAUGGAGGAGGGGCUCAGCAGCACAGACACCAGUCCUGUGGGCGUGUCUCCAGUUGGCCCCUCUGCGUCCUUCCUGCUGACUCGGCAGCUUCAGGAGAGCUGGAGGACCCUGCGUGGACUCGGAGGAGGAAGUCCCACCUCGGCUGGGAGGCAGCUGACAGACAACUUGCUGUUUGAGGUGACCGACGCCAGUGUGGUGCAGGACGGCUCCUCUAAAUAUGUGCUGUACACCAUCCAUGUGAUCCAGUCUGGCGGCAGCGAUAAGACUCCAGCCAUCAUCACACGCCGAUACUCCGACUUCCAGCGGCUCCACGCUACCCUGCGCCGUAACCACGGAGACCAGAUGGAGCGUGUCUGUUUCCCACGAAAGAAGCUGCGCAGGAACUUCACGGCAGAGACGAUCGCCAAGCGGAGCCGAGCAUUUGAGCAGUAUCUGUCUCACUUGUGUUCCCUGUCGGCCCUGCGGGGGGCGCUGUGUGUCCGACAGUUCUUCUACCUGACUGACCUGCAGACCGGACAGCUGCUCAUCAGGGUUGGACGUUACCAGGAGGCCUUGGGUCCGCUGCUCAACGCCAAGAGACUGCAACACAAACUGGGCUGGGCAAGUUACUAUGACAACCAGGCUCAGGCCCCGCCCCCGUCCUCCUCCCAUUGGUUCUUCACCCUGGUGGGACUGUCGAGCUGUUUCCAGGAAGUGGACCAGCUGGAGGAGGCACGGGAUCACUGUGACCUCGCCCUCCGUGUCCUGACCCCCGCCGAGACUGACACAGGGGGAGACAGGCCCCUCCCACUCCAAGAUAAACCCCGCCCACUGACUGAACAGCACGACUCAUCAAGACGGCGCCUCGACAGGCCACACCCCCUCCUGUUGCCGUUGUUACAGGCGGUGGUUCGGCUGUCGUGGCAAACAGGAAGGGACAAGCGGCAGUGGGAGGAGCUUCUGCAGCACCUGGAGGAGCAGAGGGUGGGGCUAGACAAUCAGCCAACCAUCAAAGAGUUUUUGGUCAAACACAACCUUCUGGAGAGCGAGGGGGAGGGCUAGAACAACACACACACACACACACGUGCACACUGCAGAGUACAAUCACUACACUGCAACACGAGUGCUGCCGCCACUGUUUGAAAAAACAUCAGAGAUUUUGGGAAUAAAGUGAUGAGAAAAUGUUUCUCAUCACUUGGAAAUUUGUUAUUCUAAAAAAAUUUUUUAAAUAAAUGAAAAAAAAAAAAAAGAGCAAAAAGUGAAAAUAUAAUAAAUAAAAUAAUAUUAGUCAGAAGUCAAAAUACAAUAACAUUGAAAUAAAAAAUCUGAGAACCAAAUUGUAAUGAUGGAGCAAAAAAAGGUGCAAAUAAAAGUCAUAAUAACGUGUUGUCCGUCUCAUAGCAUCGUGACUUUUGUCUUGCAUAAAGUCUGAAAACAUUGUUUCUGAUAAUAUUAAGACUUUUCUUAAAGUACAACUUCUUUCCUCAAAGUAUUUCCACUUUGUUUUCAGUGUCUCUGAUUUUGUUUUCUAACAGUGGCUGUGACGCUCCGUCAGCAUCAUCAUGUGAUCAAUCAUCCUUUAAAGCCUUAAACCGGUUCAGUGAUCACAAACACUCUGAUGCUUCAGAUCAGGAGGUUUCCUGUUUUUAUUCCAAAGUGUGGGUCGCUCUGACUUCACAAUAAUCCUUAAAAAAAGACAGAUCUGCAGCCGUAUUCACGUAUUGUACAAUUGUUAGGAGUCAGUGUUGUGAUGGUCUACGAAAAUUCAUAAAGGGAGAAUUUUGUCAAACAAUUUCCCUUAAAACUAAAUCCAAGUAAUGAAAAGCUACCUGCAAAGCAUGUUGGCACUGAAAAUGGUUUAAAACUAUUUUACAGUUUGGAGAAAGAAAUCUGAAAUAUAUAAAUCCAAAUACAUGAAUAUAUAAUGUGUAAGGCUUUGGGGAGCAGAGGAAAACACAGGGUUCUAUCUGUGUUCACCAGCUUGCAGUAUUAUUCUCUGCUGCCUUUGCUUGUUUAUUGCUGUAUUUCUGUCACUCAGUCCCUCCAGGAUGUUUCGAUCGCAGCAAUUGAUGCCGGGUUCACGCUACACAAAAUCAGCUCGGCAUGGCAUUGACCAGUAUCGGCUCGGAUCAUGAAUGACAGUGACGGUCCUGCGCAGUAAUCCAUCGUUUUAUCUUGUGUAGUUUGUCAUAGCAGACAACAGCUAACGCCACGUCUUGGACGCCUCACGAUGUCCCGACAGAAAGUCUAGCCUGUUUGAUUUUCUUUUUGUCUCUCACGACUUCUCCCGUCACAGCCGUCACUUUGACCAAUAGGAACACAGAGCGAUCUGUUGCCGUGGAAACUGUACGACAACAAUAGCGCAGCCUUUCAGAUAUUUCCUGUAGGGACGUUAGCACACACAGUAAAAAGGAAACAGCUGAUUAUCAACCCGCUGAGUACUGCCAUUAGCAUCAAGCUAGCAAACAAUGUUCUUUCUUCAUAAUGGAGGAUAUAAAGGAAUCAAACUCACAGAUAGUGUCUGGUCCUUUACUCAGCACAGCUGCAGAGGCUCCCAGCUGCAUCUCUAAGACACUACAUUAGAAACAGGAUGUCAUUUUUCUUCUAUUUUUAGUUUAAUCCGCUCCUGUUCAUCCUGUUAAAUUUAAUGCGUUGUGCCGUCAUUUCAAACGCAACACUUCCUGUAUCAGUUUCAGAUUAAAAGCCCCCGUUCAUUUCAUUUUUUUAUGUGGUACUUAAAAUGUAGCUCCGCCCAUCUUGUGACACUUUUUACGGUACUACAGUAACAUUACUGCUGGGACAUGAACAGACACACAGACUGAAAUAAUAGUAGUAACAAUAAUAAAAAACAGGAUGAGAAUAAUCCGAUGACGUCACGCACAUUGUGAAAGACGAUCGGAGAUGAUUGGUCGUGGACCAGUGUGUAGUGUGUCAUGUCUGUCGGCCAAGUCACGGCAAGAUUUUAUGACUCCACAGUCGUCUAAUCUGACUGUCUGCAUGGAUAAAAAUGUUUAGUAGUCUGAACCCAGCGUAACCCAAAUCAGCCAAUUUAGUGCAAUUACUACAACUUCAACAUAAAUUUGUUUAAAACAGGUAAAAUCUCAUUUCAAAGUGGAUCUGUGUGCGGUGUAUCGAUUCAUUCAGCCUCCCUCUCUGUUUAUCAUGAAACUGCUGCUGUUCUGUGACAGAGACGCACAGUGACAGGGCUAACUGUUAGCAUCACACAGCUAACGUUACUCAAUGUUUAUUAACAGCUUUAAUGACAGUCGAGCCGUGUUGGUGUCGGUGGGAGAUUGUUGGGACUGUUUAACGGCUCCAUGUCACGUGUCAGCCGCUGCUGCUGUGUUAGCUUGUUCUCACCGGGCAGGGACAGCAGGAGGGGAGCAGGUGACAGAGACGGGCCUCCAGUGCUGCGUCAAACUGCAGCAACAGCUGAUCGUCACUGAUCACCCCGCCAUCACAGAUAGAUUCUAAUUCUGUGAGAAACACUGAAUGCUCAUAAUGUGCUUCAAACCCGUGACGGCAUCGCAACGGUUUUUGCAGUUUUCACUUGCUUCUGCAAAAAACUGCCUGAAAACAUUGUUACAUGAAUCUCAAGUUGUGAGAAAAGCUGCCAUAAAAUCAAACAUGUCGGGCCGCAACAAUUGCAGUGACAUCCUGGAGGGACUGAACACCUCCACCUGUAGGUCAGUGGGAUCGUGUGAAACCAUUGGCAGGACUGUGUAGCAGGUCCCAUGUACAUUGAGUCCUCGAGACGAACAAAACAGGGACCACAUGACCUGCGGUGCAGGUACAGGUCAGAAACUCUAUAUAAAGAAUGUAAAGGCAAUGACAUCAGCUGUAGAUUAAACAGCAAUAAUCAGUUCAGUGGUGAGACAAUCUUCAGUAAAUAGUUUAUCACAACUGAAAGAAAGAUAUUACACCUGAGGUAUCUCCAGCUGCUGCUCACCUGAAUGCACAGCUGUGACUCCACCUUUAGGUUUAUCACCCUGUAGCACUUUUAUAAAACUGUGCCCAGAAUGUUUGUGAACACGGCCAGGAUUAUUUACUGAAUAUACUUUUGCUUUUAUUAAGACUACAGUAUAGAUUUGAGGAACAAACUUAUUUUGUUGCACUUUUUUGAAUCAUAAAGCAGCACUGGGAUGUUUUCACCUGCAGCGGACAGUUUAUAUGAAAAUGUUGCCAGUAUGUAGUAUUCAGCAGUUACACUGCGUUCACAUGGAAUCAGGCAGACGGGACACGGAAACAGAUUCUGGAUGACACGGGGAAAAACAAACAAAAACAAACAAACAGUCUGACAGAAUUGCAGGACCAAGCGGCCACCUCCAGGCUUUAUACAGACUGUGGGCAGGAUGGUAAAAUGAAACAUGCAUGAGGACACGUUGCCAUGGUGAGGUCAUUUUGUUUACAAAGACUGAAAUAAAAAGCAUUAAAUAAAAUGAAUUAUAUAAUUUUCCA
Messenger RNA from Epinephelus lanceolatus (giant grouper), 4898 nucleotides. It is a transcript of the gene snx21, whose product is annotated as sorting nexin family member 21. Gene Ontology annotation, biological process: protein transport. The record is from RefSeq and is a predicted model, not a curated record. Gene Ontology annotation, molecular function: phosphatidylinositol phosphate binding. NCBI's taxonomy places the organism in Eukaryota, Metazoa, Chordata, Actinopteri, Perciformes, Serranidae. Gene Ontology annotation, cellular component: early endosome membrane.